CGCCCUCUAUUUUUCACAUUUUCUUCUCAAAAAUCAGCAAAACCUCUUCCUCCCUCCAUCGUCUCUUCCGCUCUCUCGAUUACAUCGAAUCUUCUCUCUUCUUCUUUCUCCCUCCCUCUCUCUCUCUUUUCUUCUUUCUCUCCACAAGCACCUAUAUAUUGUUCCAUGGAGUUGCCUCGUGCUUCGUGCUCUUGAUCCUUCUCGCUUUCGAGCCCUAAAACGAAAACCUUUACCCAUAACCUAGUAACCCUAUCUCAAAGACCCUAUUCCCUCUCGCUCUUUUCUCAAGCUUGAGAGGCGGUUUCUACAAAAUUGCUGAUCAAUCAACCAUAUCUAAGGUUAGAGGGUGCUGCUGUUGUCAAGAUGAGUUUGCAACAGGCUGCACAGCCCAAAGCUUAUGCUAAUGGAUUUGGUCGUCGAAGAGCUGAAAGGGAAGGCGGGGCAAGAUUGGAGAAUAAGCUGCAAUCUGGAAAAUCAAGUGCGAAUAGAUCAAGUAUGGUUGGUACCAAAGUUGGAAUUUAUGAGAGUCCUUCUCGUGAUCGGCUGGUAUAUUUGUCAACAUGUCUUAUCGGGCACCCUGUGGAAGUUCACCUGAAAAAUGGAUCCAUAUAUUCUGGGACAUGUUAUACAACAAAUGUUGAAAAGGAAUUUGCAAUUAUUCUGAAAAUGGCUCGCUUGACAAAGGAUGUUUCUUUUCGAGGGCAGAAGGCAGAAACCCUUAGCAGGGCUCCUUCAAAGACUUUAAUUAUACCUGGCAAAGAAGUUGUACAAGUGAUAGCAAAGGAUGUGUCUAUAACCAUGGAUAGGAUGAACCAUGAGCUCCAGUGUGAAAAGCAGCAGGAGCUUAUGAUAGACUCCUUUAUAUCACAAUCUCGUCACACUGAAGUGGAGAGAGAGCUGGAACCAUGGGUACCUGAUGAAGAUGACCCACAAUGCCCUGAAUUAGAGAAUAUAUUCAAUGGCUCUCGGAAUAGUAGGGGCUGGGAUCAAUUUGAAACAAAUGAGAUGCUAUUUGGAGUAAAAAGCACCUUUGAUGAAGAACUUUAUACUACAAAGCUGGAGAGGGGUCCUCAGAUGAGAGAGUUGGAGAAGGAAGCUAUGAGAAUAGCAAGAGAAAUUGAGGGUGAGGAUACACAAGACCUUCAUUUAGCUGAGGAAAGAGGGAUCCAACUUUAUGAAAAUUUUGAUAUUGAUGAAGAGACCAGAUUUUCAUCUGUAUAUAGAGGUAUAGUGAUUGACGAUAGUGGAUAUGAUGAAACUGAGGACAUGAUGUUGGAUUCCCGCAAUAGUGAAACCUUUGGAGGUACAUCUGCGCCUUCUACUAUGAAGUCUGCAGAUUUGACCGAUGGGAAGAGUAAUGGAGGAGCUCGAGUUUUAUCAAGUUCUUCUUUGGAUGAGGCACAGUGUUCUCAUUCAAGUACGGGUGCAGAUCAUCAUUCAGGUUCUUAUGAGCAUGCUAGACAGCUGGCAUCUGAGCCACCUUCUAAAAGUUUGUCCACUUCAGAGAGUGAGAGCAGGAUCCAAGAGAACUAUUGUGGUGAACAGGGAGCAAAUGACCGCAUGGAGGAGUGUGUAGAAGAGCAAACUCAGGUUGAAGAUGCUCAUUUGCCAACUUGUGAGGAUUCUCUGUCAUCAUUGAAUGAAAAGAAAGAUGACUCUGAUAAAGGGGUACUAUCCCCUAAUGCAACUGCCUAUGCUCCUUCAUCCAAUGUUUCUUCAAAAAGUUACGAAAAGACAAGUUCUUCUGUUGCACUUUUAGAAGGUGCACCAUCUGUCAAAGGAGUUGGAGAAGCACAACAUUUAAAUUCUCGUGGACGACCUGUCAGUUCUACAUCUUCACAUUCUGAUUGUGUAGGCACUGUCUCAGUUACCAAUGGCCGCGGUUUAUCACCAAGCUCAUCAGUUGGUUCAUUAUCAUCAGAGAAGUCAACACUGAAUCCCCAUGCUAAGGAAUUCAAACUAAAUCCCAAUGCCAAGAGUUUCACCCCUUCUCAAACUCCUGUUAGGCCUCUUUCUCCAGAUGGUUCCCUUUAUUUUCAACCUAACAUUCCUAGUCUGCCACAUAUGCAUGGUGUGCCUAUGGGAAUUGGAAUCGGACCAUCAUUUACUGGCCAUCAGCCGGUUAUAUUUAAUCCACAGGUUGCAUCAUUGCAAACACCACAAGCAUAUUUUCAUCCAGGUGGACCUGAGUAUGGACAGAAUAUGCUUGUUGGCCACCCUAGGCAAGUCUUGUACAUGCCAAGUUACCAACCUGAAAUGCCAUAUAAGGGACGAGAGUUUUAGUCAUCUGACAAUAUUCUUGGCAGUUCCAUUCUGCUCGCAAGGAAUAAACUUCUGGGAGGCUGCUUGGAACAAUUUUCCGGGGACCCAAGCCUGGCAGUCCAUGAAGAUCUAUAGUUUUGACCCCUAUUUGUGCCAGGAGAAGUUGACUAAUUCUGGGAUAUGAUUUUUAGUUUCCUGUAUGCUUCAUUUAUACUAUGAAUGACUGGCUUUCUCAAAUUUCUUUCAACUAGUAUUUUAACAGUGGCUGCUUAUUUUGAUAUGGUAGUUUUUGGAUCAAAUUUAGGUGUA
Hevea brasiliensis (rubber tree) is the source of this 2571-nucleotide messenger RNA. Its product is annotated as polyadenylate-binding protein-interacting protein 3. Gene Ontology annotation, molecular function: RNA binding. Lineage: Eukaryota; Viridiplantae; Streptophyta; Magnoliopsida; Malpighiales; Euphorbiaceae. Bases 364 to 2283 code for a protein of 639 amino acids. Gene Ontology annotation, biological process: cytoplasmic stress granule assembly. The record is from RefSeq and is a predicted model, not a curated record. Gene Ontology annotation, cellular component: cytoplasmic stress granule. The transcript is spliced from 15 exons.